Drosophila grimshawi is the source of this 5188-nucleotide messenger RNA. RefSeq names its product protein BCL9 homolog (gene lgs). Bases 407 to 5098 code for a protein of 1563 amino acids. The record is from RefSeq and is a predicted model, not a curated record. Lineage: Eukaryota; Metazoa; Arthropoda; Insecta; Diptera; Drosophilidae. The transcript has 7 exons.
CAAAGUGGCUAACGCGAUUUUUAUUUACAAGUUGAAAAUACACACAAAUUCUACCCACAACCCUUAAUUAAGUGCACAACAUAUUAUGGCAAAAUCUAUGCGAAAAUAAUUGAAAUGUUUGCUGUGCAUCGUUGGAAAGAAUCAAAUUUUUCUCACAAUAAUUGUGCCAUAUUAACUGCCUGAAAACGCGUAAAAAGGAGCAGGAAAAAAGGCUCCAAAGUGGAAAAAUGCCAUAAAUCUAAUAUGCAGCUGGGCGCAAGAGAAAUACAUAUAAUUAUAAAGAGAGAGGGAGUGUGAGCGAGAAAUACUAAACAAAAUAAAAUCAAAUAAAGCAAAGAAAGAGAUCAAAAGCGAAUAGAACACAAAUCUUGUGUUCAAAAAUCCAUGCAAGGCAAGCGUAGCGAGAAUGCUGUCCACAACAACGGGAGGUGCUAGCCAAUCACCGACAACAACAGCAACAACAACUGAUGCAGCCUCUACAACAUCAGCAGCAGCUGUAGGAGUAGCAGCAACAAUAGGAGCAAAAACAACAACAACCACGGUUAAGGUAAAAAGCGAACCGUUUUCCACUCUAUUGCCAGAAAACGCCACCAAUCAAAAUCAGGCCAUGUCAGAUGAGACGGGCGCUACGGCCAAAAGCAACACCAACAACAAUAAUAAUAAUACCAACAACAACAAUAGCAACAACGGUAAUAAUAAUAACAGCAACAACAACAGCAAUAAAAAUCCAACAAAUUCAAAUACGAGCGGACCUUCAGUAACUCCAACGGAUUCCCGACAGAAUUCAAGCAGCAGCCUCAACUCACCAACAAACAUCAGCAAUAACAGCAGCAACAAUGCCAGCGAGCAUUCGAGUACGAACAGCAACAGCAGCAACAACAGCAACGCGGAAAGCGAUCUGCACCAGCAGGAACAGGAUCUGCUAAAGAAGAAGAACCAGAAAGCAGGCAGCACCAGCAUUAAGGAGGAGGACGGCGGAUCUUCAAAGCUAUCAUCAUCUGGCGGAAAUUCCUCACUUGAAAAGGGACAAGGAGGACAAAGUCAAAUUGGCGCCGCCGGCAACAAUCCCAAUAUAAAUCCUAACUCGAAUCCCAAUACGAAAGUGAGCUCAGUUAGCGGUUGUGGAGCUGUUGUGUCGACUGUGGCUUCCGUCAAGGAUGAGCCCGCCGAUCUGCUGAGCAGCUUAGUGAACAUGAAGAAGGAGGAGAACUUCUCACCCAAUAUGUCCCCCGUCGGAUUUGGUUCAAUUGGCGGAGGUGGCAGCAGCAAUGCUAUCGAUCGAGCCGAAACGCCAGUUAAAAUGGAGUUGGAAAAGCAACCCGCAUCGGUGAUUGAUGACAUUGUUGGAUUGGAUGCCGAACGUUGCAUGAACGAAACGCCAACAGUGACCAAUCAUUCAAAUGCCGCUUGUGCAAACAAUUUGGGUGUCUCCAUUGGCAUAGGCAUCAAUGUUGCCUCACCAGGUGUGGCCAACAAUUUUAUGGGCAACAGUAGCAGCAGUAGCAACAACAACAGUGGGAACAACGUUGGCACUUGCUUGGAUUAUAUGCAGCAGCAGAAUCACAUAUUUGUCUUCUCCACACAGUUGGCGAAUAAUGGCGCUGAGUCGGUUUUGAGUGGACAAUUUCAAACGAUUAUCGCUUAUCAUUGCACGCAGCCAGCGACGAAGAGUUUUCUCGAGGAUUUCUUCAUGAAAAACCCCAUGAAAAUGAAUAAGUUGCAGCGACAAAAUUCACUCGGAAUGGGCAUCUGUAAUAAUAUGUCAGUUGCACAAAAUUGGCCAGCGGCAUCGCCUAAUAAUAAUCUGAAUCUAAACCCGAAUACAAAUCCAAAUCUAACAAAAAUGUUGCAGCCACCAACGCAGAAAUCAAAAACCAAUCAUUUCAAUAAUCCAACGGACAAAAGAAAUGCAUUUAUUGAGGCGACUCCAAAUGAGGUAUCGGUAAAUGAAAGCGAUUUAAUGUGCUGGGAAACGGGAAAUGCAAAUCCUGCAAAUCGAAAUAGUCUUGAAACAGAUGGAAAUGAUUUGGGUAAAUGCAACAGCAGCAGCAACAACAAUAACAGCAAUAUCAACAACAACAGCAGCAGCAGCAACCACAGCAACAAUCACGAUUUGAGUCAGGAUAAUAAUAUUAUUUCGCUGCAAGGCGUUAAAGUGCCCGAUGAAAAUUUAACGCCGCAACAACGCCAGCAUCGCGAGGAGCAAAUGGCUAAAUUGAAGAAGAUUAAUCAAAUAUUAUUUCCCGAGAAUGAUAAGUUGCCGAAUGAUGCAGCUGCCGCAGCUGCAGCUGCUGCAAAUAUGGCAAAUAUAAUGAUGAGUGGUGCAGGUGGCGCCGCUGCAGCAAGCGCUGGUCAAAUGCGACAAUUACAACUACAACAACAGUUGCAACAUCAGGCGGCAGCUGUAGCGGCAGCGGCACAAAAAACCCAAGAAAAUGUACAUCUAACGGGCGAAAAUGAAGUCCUUUUGCCUAGCGAUGUCAUUGCCGAGAUGUGUGGAACAAAAAAUAGUAAUUCAAAUAAUAAUAAUAACAAUAAUAAUAUGACAGCAGCAUCAACAACAGGCACGACUACAGCUGGCAAUGUCAACAUGAAUUUGAUGAGCAACAAUUCACCGGAGUUGAUUGCCAAUUUUAAUAACUCCAAUUGUGUGCUAAACAUGGACAAGGAAGAGAAUGCGCUUACGCCCAUGGAAUGGACGAAGAUACAGCAACAGUUCUUCGAGGAGCGACUGAAAGUGGGCAAAACGGUGACAGCUUGUCGCGGCAUGCCCGGACCAGGACCUCCUUCUGCAGGUGCUGCCAUUGCCCCGCCAACAACCUCCUCCGCCACCGCCUCCAAUCCCAAUCCCAACAUGCGUAAUAUAAAUGUGCAAGGACCGCCGCCCCCUUAUCAUCCCACACAGCGUUCGGCAUCGGUGCCAAUUGCGACCCAAUCACCAAAUCCUUCCAGUCCCAACAAUCUGUCGCUGCCCUCGCCACGCACAGCGAGCGCUGCUUUGGGUCUGCCCUCAAAUUCGCCUAGCAUGGUGGAGCUGCCCACCACAAGUGGAGCAGUUGCAGCAACCGCUUCCAGUUCAGCCAGUUCGAAGAGUUGUUUUCCCAACGAUUGUGGCUCGCCAUCGAAUCGACAUCAUCGUGGCAACAACAACAAUCUCCUGAAUCAUCAUCUGAAUAGUAAUCCGAGUACGCCGCUGGCUCAUCUAUCGCCUAAGGAACUCGAUACGUUUGGCGCCAACUCCACUGCUGACUUAAAGAUUACCCGACCCACUUCACAGCGUCCUCGUUCGCCUGGCAAUGGUAAUAAUAAUCCAAAUUCGAAUGCUGGAAAUCAUUUGCUCGAUGCGAGCAAUUUGGAUGCACGUUUGCCCAAUUCGAGUCCAGGCUUGAAUUUUAAUGCUCAUGCCCAUUUGCAGGGCAAUCCAAACACUGCCAUGAAUCAUCAAUAUAAAGGGCCCAAUGGCAAUCCAAUGGACGUUAAUCGUCAGAAUUGUGGACCUGUUGGACCCGUUGUUGGAGGUCCACCUGUACAGUUUGGCCGUCGCUCCGACAAUAUGCCCCUAAAUCCGAAUAGCGGCGUCAAUCGACCGCCUCCCAAUAAAAUGGCGCAGAACUUUGAUCCGAUAUCAUCGCUGGCCCAAAUGUCUCAACAGCUGACGAGCUGUGUCUCGGGCGUUGGUGGUAAUCCAGCCGGUGGCAUGAACAUGAUGGGACCCGGCCCCAUCGAUAUGAAUAGCAUGGAUCAUGGCGGCAUGAUGCCCAAUUUGGAUGCGGCAAUGGAGCACAUGAAUAAUGCUCCCAACAAUUGUCAUCCCAUCAAUCCGCUGCUCAAUUCGAUGGGUCAGCGCAUGUUGAACCCGAAGAUGGGCGCUGGUUUACCAGCCGGCUUCAGUCCCUUAGCGAAUGGAGUGGUUCGCGAAGGUUCCGGGCCCGUACCUGGUACCGGUUUUCAUGGCAUUUUGGCAUCGCCGGGCCCUCGGAUGAUGGGACGCAUGCCCGUUAAUUUUGGGCCAAAUUUCAAUCCCAAUAUUCAGGUGAAGGCGAGCACUCCAAACACUAUACAAUAUAUGCCAGUGCGACCGCAAAAUAAUAAUCAGAAUAACAACGGAAAUAAUAACCCAAAUAAUAAUAAUAAUGGAAAUAUAAACAACAAUGGCAACGUGCGCAUGGCGCCCAGUUUGGAGUUCCUGCAACGCUAUGCCAAUCCACAAAUGGCUGGGCCACAUCAUGAUGCGGCCGCUGCCAUGAUGUUAGGUCCAGGACCGGGACCAGGACCCGGACCUGGCGGACCCAUGAACAUGAGCUCACCCAACGAGCAACAGCAACAACAGCAGCAGCAGCAAAAAAUGAACAAUGGCAUGAAUUUUUUUCAGAAUUGUAAUCAAUUGCCGGGCCUCGAUGAUGAUGUUAGCCAUGAAUUGAGUCUGGGUGCGGCGGCAAUGGUGCGUGGCAUGCGUCCGCAUGGCAUGCGGCAACAUGGCGGCCUCGGCAUACGCAUGCAGGGACCAGGACCAGGACCUGGUGGCAAUAAUCUUCUCAAUCGCCAGCAGCAGGCGCAGUUUUCAGGUGGCAGCGUGGAUGGCUUGGAUUGCAGCGAUCCCAAUGUGAUGUUCAAUAAUGGCGCCGGUUCCUGCAACAGUUCGCCGCCCAUGUUUGCGCAGGCAGCUGGACCUGGUCAAGUGUCGGGACCUGGUCAGGGACCAGGACCCAUGUCCAAGCCGCAGCACUUGAAACCCAUGCCUGGCGGUGGCAUGUGUCAGGUACCCGUUGCGCCCAACGUGGGCAUGCAGGGUCUUGCACCGGGUCAGCUGCAGCAACUGCAGCAGCCACAUCCCAAUGUGAUGGGCUUACCCAACAACAACAACAACAAUAACAACAGUAAUAGUAAUAGUAAUCUGGGUGGCAACUCUGGCGUUGGUGUCAAUUUUGUGGGACCCUCGUCGAAUGAUUUGAAGUACGCGCAGCAAUAUCACAGUUUUCAGCAACAAUUGUAUGCCACAAACACGAGAAGCCAACAGCAGCAGCAACAAGGUGGCAAUAAUAUGAUUGCAAUGCCACCGAAUUUGUCACCAAAUCCCGCAUUUUUUGUCAACAAAUAAAAGCGAAACUGGCAAAAAAAAAAUUCAAGAAAGCUAGUCGCAAAUCUAACUCAAGAUUUUCUUAUAGCAUAUGUAUAUAUAUAAAUAUAC